Molecule: messenger RNA, 3326 nt
Organism: Rhizophagus irregularis DAOM 181602=DAOM 197198
Lineage: Eukaryota; Fungi; Glomeromycota; Glomeromycetes; Glomerales; Glomeraceae
Source: RefSeq, a predicted model, not a curated record
UUAAAAUCUCUGAUGCGAUCACCACUAUCAUUGAAUUACGCAGAUAUUUAGCCGUAAAAAAAUAAACGAUGUGUAUAGCAGAUAGUACCGUAUCUAAAAUUACCAAGAAGCUAUAAAAAUGUCUGUAAUUGAAGGUUUAUCUCAUAUAGUGUUAACCACUUCUUCAGUAGAAAAAUAUGAGAGCACUGUUCAAUUUUAUAGUCUUUUUGGUUAUCAACCAAUUUCACAAGUGGGUUCACGAGUCCUGUCGAAUGAAGUGUCUCAGUUUUUACCACGAGAAGAAAAAGUGUUACAUUUAUUUGGUAAACCUCCUACUCAAGAUAUCACGAUAAGAAUUGUGUUAACAACAAACGCGAAUGAAAAAGAGCCUUUACCAGAAGAAAAGGACUGGAGACUAGAGCAAUCUUCAUUAGUUUCUGCGACAAAAAAUAUUGUGGAUGUUGAAUCAAUUUUAGAAUCCAUCAAUCUUAAAUAUCAAAAAUAUACUUAUCCUAAUGAGUCUGAUUCAUUAGUAGCGCCACUUUCAGCAGAUUUAGUUCAUACUGAAAUUUAUACUCAUGAUCCACUUAACAAUUUGAUCACUUUUACCAAUAAACCAAUUCCAAUUAGUAAAUCAAUUUAUCCAAUCAAACCAAUAUCCCCUAUUAAACAACAGGAUAUUUCUAGUAGUAAUAUAUCAACAGAACCGAAAACUAAAAAAAAAAGAAUUGGUAUGUUGACUAGUGGAGGUGAUUCACCGGGUAUGAAUGCUGCAGUAAGAGCAGUAGUAAGGGUAGCAAUUUCGCGUGGUUGUGAUGUUUAUGCUAUUUAUGAAGGUUAUGAAGGUCUGGUAAAUGGUGGCGAUAUGAUUAAAAAAUUUGGUUGGGCUGAUGUUAGAGGUUACCUUGCUAUUGGUGGUACACUUAUUGGUUCUGCGCGUUGUAAAGCUUUUCGUGAACGUGAAGGCAGAUUAAAUUCUGCAUAUAACAUGGUUAAAAAUGGAAUUGAUGCUUUAAUUGUCUGUGGAGGAGAUGGUUCUCUAACUGGAGCGGAUGUUUUGAGGUCAGAGUGGCCUGGAUUAUUAGAUGAAUUAAUAAAAGAAGGAAGGAUAACAGCUGAAGAAGCGGCACCACACAAACAUCUCACAGUUGUUGGUCUUGUGGGAUCCAUUGAUAACGAUAUGUCAUCAACAGAUAUUACUAUUGGUGCUGUAAGUUCAUUGCACAGAAUUUGUGAGGCUGUCGAUAGUAUAUCAGCCACAGCUUUAAGUCACUCUCGUGCUUUCGUUAUUGAAGUUAUGGGAAGAAAUUGUGGUUGGCUUGCAUUGAUGGCAGCAGUUAGUACUGGUGCUGAUUUUGUUUUUAUACCUGAACGACCUCCAGCUUCUGACGAUUGGGAGAGUGAAAUGUGUGAAAUUCUAAAUAAACAUCGUAAACUUGGUAAACGUAAAACAAUUGUUAUUGUAGCUGAGGGUGCUAUUGAUAAAAAUCUCAAACCAAUAAAAGCUGAUUACAUUAAGGAACUUUUGAGCAAUCGUAUGAAACUUGAUACAAGGGUCACUACACUGGGUCAUACACAGCGUGGAGGUAAACCAUGUUCUUUUGAUAGAAACCUGGCGACGCUUCAAGGUGUUGAAGCUGUACAUGCUGUUUUAAGAGCAACAUCAGAUACACCAUCACCUAUGAUCGGAGUUCGACAAAACAAAAUUACAUGUGAACCAUUAAUGAAAGCCGUUGGAUUGACACGUCAAGUUGCUGAGGCUAUUUCAAGAAAGGAUUUUAGGCGCGCAAUGGAAUUGCGUGAUCCUGAAUUUUCUGAGGAUUAUGCAGCCUAUAUAGAAACGACAAUUGUGAAUGAUGAAACUCUUUCGAAAAAUAAAUGUCUUCGAAUAGGGAUUCUCCAUAUUGGCGCACCAGCUGGUGGUAUGAAUCCAGCUACAAGAGCAGUAGUUCGUUACUCACUUAAUCAUGGUCACACGCCAGUUGCUGUAUACAAUGGCUUCGAUGGUCUUUUGCAAGAUAAUUUGCGCGAACUUUCAUGGCUUGAUGUCGAUGGAUGGGCCGCUAAAGGAGGUUCUGAAUUGGGUACACAUAAAAUAAUUGUAUCUGAUCUUGAUAUAGGAAUGAUCGCAUAUCAAUUGCAAAAGCAUAGAAUAAAUUCUUUACUUUUAAUUGGUGGAUUUGAAGCAUAUUCUUCACUCGUUGAAUUAAAUAAUUAUAGAAAUCAGUAUCCGGCAUUUUGCAUACCUAUGGUGUGUUUGCCUGCUACUAUUUCAAAUAAUGUACCCGGAACAGAUUUCUCUUUAGGAAGCGAUACUAGUUUAAAUGCUAUUGUUGAAAGUUGUGAUGCAAUUAAACAAUCUGCAUCUGCAUCAAGAAGACGUGUGUUUGUCGUUGAAGUUCAAGGUGGUCAAAGUGGCUAUUUAGCGGUUUUGGCUGGACUUGCAGUUGGUGCUACAAACGUAUAUACCCCUGAAGAAGGCGUUUCUCUCAAGAAACUUCAGUUAGACAUUAACCAUUUAAUUCGUAGAUAUGGAGAAGACAAGCAAGGAACAAGUUCGGGAAGAUUAGUUCUAAGGAAUGAAUGCGCUUCUGAAACAUACACAACUGAUGUUAUUGCAAACAUUUUUAAAUCGGAGGGCCGUGGACUUUUUGAUUCAAGAACCAGUGUAUUGGGUCAUAUUCAACAAGGUGGUGCACCAUCUCCAACUGAUCGUAUACGUGCUACUAGACUUGCUGUAAGAUGUGUAAAAUUUUUGGAACAAUAUACAUCACAUCCUUCAUCAUCAGAAAAAGUAGUAUUUCCGAGCAUAUACACAAAUACAAAAGAUUCCGCUGCCGUUAUUGGAAUUGAUGGUGCGCAAGUUAUAUUCACGCCGGUUGCUGACUUAUUAUCAGAGACAGAUAUGAAGUAUCGUAAGGGUAAAAAAGCUUGGUGGAUUAAUAUAAAAGAAUUGGUAGAAAUAUUGUCAAAAUGGGGUAAAUUUAUACUUUCUUUUUUGUUAAUUUAAUGGUUGAAGUUAAACUAAAUUAUUUCUUUUCAUAGGAUAUUACGAAAUAGAACCGGAAUUAAAUCAAGAAUUUUAUGAGACCCUCGAUAAUGCUUUGCAUAGGAGACUAUAAUUUCAGAAUCAAUGGAACUUAUUAUUAUUUAGUGCAGGUUAGGAUAGAAAAGAAGUAACUUCAUUAAUAGACCCAGAUAAAUUGUAUUUAAAUUAUAAAUUAGAUGAUAAAUAAUUAUAAGUAUUUAUUAUAUUAUAAAAUAUUAUCUACCAAUUUAUCAAUUUGAUUAAUUGGAAAACUUAUUCAUUAUUAAACCGAGUUAAAAUGUGUCCAUUAUUAUUAGUA